This is a messenger RNA of Didymella exigua CBS 183.55, 1734 nucleotides long. RefSeq names its product tyrosyl-DNA phosphodiesterase domain-containing protein. The record is from RefSeq and is a predicted model, not a curated record. Gene Ontology annotation, molecular function: 3'-tyrosyl-DNA phosphodiesterase activity; single-stranded DNA binding; double-stranded DNA binding. NCBI's taxonomy places the organism in Eukaryota, Fungi, Ascomycota, Dothideomycetes, Pleosporales, Didymellaceae. Gene Ontology annotation, cellular component: nucleus. Gene Ontology annotation, biological process: single strand break repair; double-strand break repair. The transcript is spliced from 2 exons. The coding region runs from base 1 to 1734 and encodes 577 amino acids.
AUGGCAAAUUCAUACGAUGAUGAAGAUCUCAAGCUGGCCAUGGCUUUGUCCCUGCAGCAGAGCCCAGUUCCCAAGCCCUGCAAAGCGGUGGUCGAUCUCACCUCAGAUAAUGCAGGUGAGGCUGAUGAUGAGGACGAAAGCCUGAAGAAGGCGAUCGCGCUAUCAAUGCAAGACAUGGUGCGGUCUUCGAAUACUCUGACUCAACAGGCGGCGAAGUCCGCGACCAGCUCAGCAUCAAACCCGUCAGCAGGCACUUCGUUCCCCAUGGACCGCAAAGCCAUGGAAGCCGAGCGUCUUGCACGGCUGAAAGAGCGUGAGCGUAAGCGCAGGCGCACGCCUUCGCCAGAUCGCCCAAUGAAACUCCAAUCGAAAGCACGCGCACCUGCGCCCGUGAGGGACUCCACAAGGCUCCAGCCACAUUCAGAGUCAGCGUUGCAAUACCCCCGAGGCGCUAUCAAGCGCACCUUUGCCACCAAGUUCCCUCGAACCGACGACGUUACCAUCGAUGAGCUGCUUCAAGCAUCGACAGUCAACAUUGCAGUCAUCAGCUCAUUUCAGUGGGACGCUGAAUGGCUAGGUCGUAAACUCAGCCACACGAAGGUGAAGCAGCACUGGAUCAUGAAUGCAAGGGAUGCAGAGACCCAAGCAAGAUGGAGAAAAGACCUCACAGGUUGUGGCAUACCCAACUUGCGAAUCAAUUUUCCGCCCAUGAACGCUGCGGUUGGUAACGCGCACAGCAAGUACAUGCUGCUUGUCAGCGACAGGAAAUUACGGAUCGUAGUAUCGACAGCGAAUAUGGAGCCAGUGUACUGGGGAGAGGUCGAGAACAGCUGGCAGCCUGGUGUGUUGGAGAACUCUGUCUUCCUCAUCGAUCUCCCCAGAAGAGCCGAUGGUCUUGUGGGCAGUGUGCAUGAACUCACACCGUUUGGGAAAGAACUAGUACAUUUUUUGGAGGUUCAAGGACUUGACGCACAGAUCGUGAAAGGCGUGCUGAAAUUCGACUUUUCUGAGACGAGUCAGCUCGCUUUCGUCCAUUCUAUCGGCACUACUUCUGACACGGAUGCCCAUCCAACAGGGCUCCCUGGUCUCGCAAGAGCUAUUCAAGACCUUCAGCUCGACAGGGUCAAAUCGAUCGAAUUCGAUUACACAGCCUCGUCCUUGGGUGCGGUCGACGAAACUUUUCUACAGCGCAUUUGCUCUGCUGCGCAAGGUCUGUCUUACAGCGCCACAAGCAAGACCACAAACCUCGGUCAAAACUUCCGCAUCUAUUACCCGACUGAGGAGACGAUCAAGUCCAGCAUUGGUGGGCCGGAUUGUGCUGGGGUCAUUUCUCUGAGGAAAGCUCACUACAGCUCCUCGACGUUCCCUGUCAAAUGCCUUCGCGACUACGUGUCAACACGCAAGGGCAUGAUCUCGCACAACAAGUUGCUCUUCGCACGCGGGCGACAGGUCGAUGGCAAGCUCUUCGCAUGGGUCUACGUGGGCUCGGCAAAUAUCUCAGAGUCUGCCUGGGGAGCGCAGAAGGUCCUCAAGAGUGGGAAGCUCGGCAAGCUGACGAUGAGGAAUUGGGAGUGUGGCGUCGUUGUUCCUGUGCCCAGCGAGCGCCUAGAGGGGCUUCAGCUUGCAGAAGGCGAAGCACCACCAAUGAGCGUCUUCGAAGGCACGAUCGAAGUGCCUUUCCAGUAUCCGGGAGAGCCAUACAAGGGGCGAACACCUUGGCUGCAGAACUCGUAG